Aspergillus nidulans FGSC A4 is the source of this 3814-nucleotide messenger RNA. Its product is annotated as DNA repair ATPase SMC5. Bases 1 to 3558 code for a protein of 1185 amino acids. Lineage: Eukaryota; Fungi; Ascomycota; Eurotiomycetes; Eurotiales; Aspergillaceae. The transcript is spliced from 7 exons. The record is from RefSeq and is a predicted model, not a curated record.
AUGCCUUCCAUGAGCAAUAGCGCAGUCCCUCAACGCCGCCGACGUGAGCAGGACGAUGACUCCGAUGAUCUUGCGUCCGCAUCUGAAUCUUCACCUGUUCCAACUCCUGCGAGUAACAGGAGUCACAGCAAGAGAGCUAGAAUAGCAGCGAAAUAUGAUGCUUCCGAAGACGCGUCUGAUCCCGAAUUUGAAGGAAAUGGCGAGAACGAAAAUGCCGAGGACAGUUCCGAGUCCGCGAGUUCCACCCAGGAUGAUGGACAAACUGAGACACAGAGCCAUAAUUAUAAUCCUGCGGGGCUAUUGUCGACUGUGCAGAAUGGCAUGAGGGGUCAGGAGGGGUUCAAGCCUGGUGCCAUUGUGCGAAUCAAGGUCAAGGAUUUCGUGACAUACACAGCGGCGGAGUUCUUCCCUGGGCCGAAGUUGAACAUGGUUAUUGGGCCGAAUGGAACUGGGAAGAGCACGCUUGUUUGUGCUAUUUGUUUAGGGCUGGGAUGGGGACCAGUACAUUUAGGACGUGCGAAGGACAUCGGCGAGUUUGUCAAGCAUGGGUGCAGAGAGGCAACAAUCGAGAUUGAGCUUGCUAGGGGCCCAAAGCACUCUCGAAAUCCAGUCGUGACUCGGAUCAUCAAACGAGAAGGCAACAAGAGCUCUUUUAUGUUGAACGGAAAGCAAUCCUUCGCGAUUCAAGUCGACAACCUAUGUCAAUUCCUGCCGCAAGAUAAAGUUAGCGAGUUCGCGGCUCUCACACCAGUUGAACUGCUUCACUCGACUCAAAGAGCUGCUGCCGGAGCCGAGAUGGUGGAGCUGCACGAGAACUUGAAGAGGCUACGGGCAGAGCAGAAGAAACUCCAAUCGAAUAAUCAGUCCGACAAGGAUCUCCUGGCGAAUCUUGAAAAUCGACAAGAAAUGCAGCGCGCCGACUUUGAGAGAGUGCGCCAGAGAGCUCAAAUUGCGAGAAGGAUCGAACUACUGCAGACGGUUCGUCCCUUGGUUUUAUACCGACAUUUAGUGGAGCAAGGCAAGGCUCUGAAAGAGGAGAGAAAUGUUUCUCAACGCGAACUUGAAGUUCUCGAAGCGCAAUUGAAGCCUGUUAUGAGAUCCAGUGAGCAGAAGAAGGAGUACUGCAUGCAGCUGGAAGCUGUAGUCAAACACAAACAGCGAGCCCUAGAAAGAGCAGACAGAAUGGCGACAGACCUCAACAGAAAAGUCGAGCAAUACGAGCAAAACAUGAAGGAGCUAGAUGCUGAGAUCGAGGCAGAAAAAAAGAGUGCCGUAAAGUCAAGACAGGAAGGGGCCAAAAUUGCGCAAACCAUCAAAACUCUCACUCGCCAGUUACAGGACAAUCCUGUGGAAUUCGACGCUGAUUGGUAUAACGAACAAAUUAGAGACAAACGGAGGGAGAUAAGAGAAAUUGAAAACAGGGCAAAAGAGAUAAAUGAGCGUAAACGGCAGCUUCAUGAGAAGUUUAACGAAACAGGUGAUCGUUUGAAGCAGGCCGAGCAUCAACUACGAAGCCUUGAUUCGCGCGCUGGACAGCAAGAGAAAAAGCUGCAGGACGUCUCAUCUGAUUCCUAUAAGGCUUAUAGGUGGCUCCUAAACAAUCAAGACAAGUUUGAGCAAGAGGUUUUUGGGCCUCCGAUUGUGACGUGUUCCAUCAAAGAUUCCAAAUAUGCCGACCAGGUCGAGUCACUAUUGCAAAAAACGGAUUUCACAAGCUUCACAGUUCAAAAUCGGCGAGACUUUAGGACCUUGCAACGUUACCUAAUAAAUGAACUAAGGCUCCAUGAUAUCAGUAUCCGGACUUCUUCUACUCCUCUCGAAAACCUACGCUCUUCUCUGCCAGAUCAUGAACUCAGAGAUCUGGGCUUCCAUGGCUGGGCUAGAGACUUCCUCGAUGGUCCAGAACCCGUGGUCGCGAUGCUGGUUAGCGAGAAGCUACUGCACCAGACGCCGGUCAGUCUAAGGGAUAUCUCUGAUCAGACUUUCGCGACGUUGGAACAGGGGUCUAUAUCGUCGUGGGUUGCUGGUAAACAGAAUUAUACGAUCAAUCGACGACGAGAGUAUGGCCCUGGUGCCAUUUCCACACGCGUGAGACAGGUGCGGCCAGCCAGAGUCUGGACUUCCCAACCUGUUGAUGCAUCGGCGAAAGCCGAGCUGCAACGACGGAUUCAGGAGCUGAGAAGCGAAGUCGAGGAGAUCAAGGAGAGAAUAGAGUCCGAUAGAGCAACCAUGGCUCAACUUAAACGGGAUAACGACACUGCCCAUGCAGAAAGGGACAAACUUGAACGAGAUAAGAAUGAUAAACAAACCGCCUACACCCAUUUUAGAGCCAUUCCAGAGAAAAUCCGCCAUCAGGAAGCCAAGAAAGAGGCCCAAGACGCUUCUAUAGCUAAAAUCAGGGCGAGCAUUAUUAAAAUUCGCCAUAAGCAGGAUAAACUGUCUGUCGAGAAGGCUGAAGCUGUCCUUCAAUACGCGAAUGCUGUUGAGAGUCUCCGUGAAUUGCACGAGGAAUUGAUCAAACUAUCGCUGUGGAAGAUCGAAUCGUUCUCGGACUGGGAAGUUCUGAAACUCCGCAAUAGUGAAUAUGAGGAAAGACUUAACGCAAAGAGGGACGAGGUAAAGCAGUUGUCUGAACAAGUCAAACAGAAGGCAUUGGAAUGCAGAAGGGCGGAGCAGGAGGCAAAAAAGCUCUCAGUAAAGGCUAGAGAGCAGCCCGAUUUGAUGGAGGUAGCACAGGAGGUAUCGAGUAACAAUCUUACCCCAGAAGCACUAGAAGGCGAAAUCGACUCCGAGCAGGCACGUCUUGAGCUCACACACGGAGGUCCCAGCAACGUGGUUCAAGAAUAUGAAGAGCGCGCACGGCAGAUCAAUAAAUUGCGCAAGAAACUCACAGAGUUCGAUGAGAAGCUCAAGCAAUUCAACGACGCCAUUGCUGAAGUCAGAGGCAAAUGGGAGCCCAAGCUGGAUGCCAUCGUCAAGAGCGUCAGUGACGCAUUCUCCGACUCGUUCGCCCGCAUCGGCUGCGCAGGUCAAGUCAGCCUGGACAAGCCAGGCGAUGAGCCUGGACCUGACGGCCAGCCAAGCGGCAACGACUUCGACCUGUGGUCUAUCCAAGUCCACGUCAAGUUUCGCGAGCACGAAAAUCUUUCACUGCUCGACUCGCACCGCCAGUCUGGCGGCGAGAGAGCCGUCAGUACAAUAUUUUACCUCAUGGCCCUACAGUCCCUCUCCGCCUCUCCAUUUCGCGUCGUUGACGAAAUCAAUCAGGGAAUGGACCCCCGGAAUGAGCGCAUGGUCCACGGGCGCCUGGUUGAGAUCGCUUGCGCUCCUAGCAGCGACGGUGGCGGUGGGCAGUACUUCCUUAUCACCCCGAAGCUGCUUAGUGGACUCGUAUACAAACCCGGUAUGAGGGUCCUUUGCAUCGUCAGCGGUGAACAUAUGCCUGAGGACCACAAUCUCAUAGAUCUUGGUGCCGCAGUAAGGAACAAGCGGGCUCUUUCUGCACGGUCGGGUACGGGAGGAGCUGUGAGCCCUGCUGUGAGGUCUGUUGCUGCUUAGAACCCAUCUUUCCAUAUUAGCCGUAUAUUUUCUGCAGGUUCCUUCGGUGUUUUGGGCAUCAGCAUGAAGGUAGAUAGGGUGAAAUCCUUUCUUUAAUUCGCAGGUUGCUGUAUCUACAACCAUUCUUGUCUAUAGUUGACCGUGAUACCUGAUCUUCUUGGCGCUUUGUGAGAUGAUUUUAGGGAAUACAUUGAAGUGAGAAACACUCUAUUGAGGAAGCUACUUACUGAAUGGGAUACGGAAUACACGGGACGAA